AUGGCUUUCUUGGUCAUUUGUCAUUAUGAACGCCUUCGAGAGGGCAGGCAAGUCGAUGUGGAUGUCGGGGUCUGGCUCAAGGGAUCGCAGGUAGUUGGGUUCAGCAAAAAGACAGAAGCUCCAAGUAUUUCGAAAUGGACAAGGCUGGGAUUCGGCAAGCGAGAAAGAACCUGGUCUGAAACGUCGGAUUUCCGGGAAUCAAGAAAGGGGGCGAUUUCCCAAAGGCCAACCAGAGAGGACAAGGAAUUGAAAAAAAAAUACCGUAUAAUAAAGGAGCUCGGUUUCGGAGUAGCUAUACGAUCGGGCUUGGCAGCAAGUGAAGAUCGCUCGUCUCGGGUAAUAGUUGUUCCAGGAGUGGUCCUUCGACGAGCAGCCAGACAAGAAGAGAAGGAAAGCGGGUACAAAGUCGUAGGUGAGGGGAUCGGGAAUUCCUUUGUUUUCGGAAACAGCAUAAUAAAGAGCCAGCAAGGCAAAGGAGUUUCCCCGUCCGGUUCGGAAGAUUCCUUCGUCAAAGAAAGCUCUGAAGCAGAGUCUCAAGCGAGGGAUGCUGUCUUUCUUGGAUCUGCCAUUUCUUUCCUGAUCUGGUUUUGGAAAAAUACCAGGAAAAGGAGGUCGGGUUUUGCCAUCGGUGGGUUGGCGAGUGGAGUUGUUCUUCCCAGCAAAGCCUCCAAGUCGGUGAAUAUUCCUGACGAUCAAUCACAAGCCUCCAAACUCCAGUUUUCGAUAUAUGAGAUUUUCGGGUUGAUAUUAGGGCAAGGGAUAAUUUCCAGCUCUUAUGGUUAUGUCUUCGACCUCUGUCAUGAUCUUGUCUUGCAGCCGCUUCUCAUUAGCCAGCCGUUGUUGCGUGGUACAAAAGGUCGUGAACUGGGCCAGAAAGGGGAGAAUGCGAUGGUGAAAUGGUUUCCAUUUUGUUACAAGGAAGGCACCUCCGAAAAGCCUGAGGUCAAAUCAUACAUGAGCGGUCAAGAACGCAGGUUUUUGAUAUAUCACUUUUUCGGGUCAUUUUACGAGAAAGGAGAAAACCAGCUCAUAGAUUGA
Messenger RNA from Striga asiatica, 1038 nucleotides. Lineage: Eukaryota; Viridiplantae; Streptophyta; Magnoliopsida; Lamiales; Orobanchaceae. The record is from the annotation of a GenBank genome assembly.